ACAGCCAUCCCGCCCUAUAUAACGCGUUCAUCCCUCGAACAUGGCCUUUUCUCCUCGCCGGCGGGACCCUUCCUUCGACGUUCAUUUACGUUCAUUUUUUUUUCUUCACAGUCGGCUGGUUCGACUGCAUUGUAUUACUCCCUGCUUACUUUACGACCUUUGGACACGUCCAACUCGUUGAGCGACACAUUUCUGACUCAAUAUGCACACAGUCGUCUUGCGAUACAUCCCUCAUGAACACCCUCCAACGGACGUCCCGUUCGAGUUACGCAGCUAUUAUACGAAAGAAGUCUGGGAAUCCAGGCUCCCGGCGAUAACUCGAAAAGCCUCUCGGUACUACAAGAGGAAUAUGCAAAUAAUCUGGAUCAUAUUGCUUUUUGUCUGCUCUAUUGGAGUGCCCAUUGCUCUGUUCUACGUUGCACUUGAUCAUCUGCCUGAAUCGGAAGCAGAAAAGCAGGAAGACAAAGACUUCCCCUUCCACCACUAUUGGCAUGGUGGAUUUGAUCGGUACUGGAAAGCCCGUCUCAUCGCGUUGGCGUCGUGGAUUGCCGUCAUGCUACUGUUUUACGUACCGAUAAUAACCUGGAAACACCUUGGUCGGAAGAAUGUGAAUAAGCAAUUGAAGAAAUGGGAGAAGGAAGAUCGGGCAUCCCGUUCAGGCAGUGUCGAUGUGCCGACAUUCAAGCUUCUUCGCAUCGGUAUCUUUGGCAACACCAUCAGAUUGCAAGUCACGCUUCCAGCGUCCUAUGUGCCUGUCUCUUCUUUUCACCCUGCGGCUCACCUCCCUGCCUAUUUGGUAAAUGGCCCCUCUGACCCAGCUGCAGCCUACUACUACAACAACGCAGCCCCGAUCUCUGCUCCAGUCUACCCACAAGCACCCCUUGGAGGGUAUCCAGCUGCUCCCUUGACAGCUCUCAGCGGUAUCCCUCUCUAUAACGCCAACGAUGAGAAAGCUACAGGAUACAUAGGAGGGAUCGGAGCCGCGACGCAGCCCCCGCACUCCGCUCAGUCGAACAAUGGCAAUUUCGAAGAUGUCAAAGUUUGACAGACGAUUGGAGCUGGUAGCAGAUGAUCAAUGAUGGAGCGUUGUUGUUGAGGUGGUGCAUUUGAUUGAGACACAGCAUAUUCAGUUACGGACGCGGGUUGUCACGACGAUGACGACUUGUGAUGUAGGAUCUGUGUCCUGAGUUGGACUGGUAAUGAAUACAUAUUUGUCCCCCGGUCAAAUCCGUUGUGUGAAUGGGGUUCGUGUACAGGGCGGAUACAUUCGUGAGACUUGCGAAGACUGCAACACAUACGCCUUAUUGAUGAGUACUCUUGCGCAGUCAAGAAAAUAUGUAGAAUGUC
Messenger RNA from Somion occarium, 1347 nucleotides. The record is from the annotation of a GenBank genome assembly. NCBI's taxonomy places the organism in Eukaryota, Fungi, Basidiomycota, Agaricomycetes, Polyporales, Cerrenaceae.